This is a messenger RNA of Phascolarctos cinereus (koala), 1452 nucleotides long. It is a transcript of the gene KPNA7, whose product is annotated as karyopherin subunit alpha 7. Gene Ontology annotation, cellular component: cytoplasm. The record is from RefSeq and is a predicted model, not a curated record. Gene Ontology annotation, biological process: protein import into nucleus. Lineage: Eukaryota; Metazoa; Chordata; Mammalia; Diprotodontia; Phascolarctidae. Gene Ontology annotation, molecular function: nuclear import signal receptor activity; protein binding.
AUGAGGGACAAACAAGGAAACCUGGGAUUCCAGGAGGUGGAGGCAAAGAGAAUAGUGGUCAGUGUGGAACUUCAGAAGGCAAAGAAAGAGGAACAGAUCUUUUAAAAAAGGAACAACAUGUUUAAUACCCUUCAAUCACUUCUUUAUGAGCAACAGGCUGUUGAGGUUAAUUUUACAAUGGAGGAAAUAGUCAAGGCUGUGAAUGGAAGUGACCCAGAAUUCCAUUUCAAGGCCACCCAGGCAGUCAGCUAUAUGUUAUCUAGAAAAAGAAACGCACCCCUAAAUGUGUCUGUUGGAACAGGAUUCAUUCCCAAGCUGGUGACAUUUCUGAGCUUGUCUUGUAGUCCUGACUUGCAGUUUGGGGCAGUCUGGGACCUGACAAACAUUGCUUUGGGAACAUCUGAACAGACCAAGGCAACUGUGGAUGCCAGGGCUGUCGUCCCUCUAUUGAUGGAACUCCUCUCUUCUCCAUACUUACACAUCAGUGAGUAAGCUGUGUGGGCACUAGGGAACACACAGCAGGUGAGCUGUGAUGGCCCUGAAUUGAGAGAGGCCUUUAUCUUCUGUGAAGUGAUCCCUUCUCUCUUAUCCCUGGUCUCACCUACUAAACCUAUCACAUUUCUGUGGAAUGUGACAUGGACUUUGUCCAGCCUCUGCUGGAAGAAGAACCCAUACCCUUGUGCAAAGGCAGUGCGGCAGAUCCUGCCAGUUCUUCUCCAAUUCUUGCAACACCAAGAUGGUGAGAUUCUGUCAGAAGCCUGCUGGGCUCUGUCAGAUCUUACUGAUGGUCCCAAUCAGAGGAUUAACCAAGUGGUGCAGACUGGGGUCCUUCCAAGGCUAUUCUACUUCAUAAGCAGCCCAUACCUGACUAGGAUGAUCCCCUCCCUCUAUGCAGUCGGUAUUGUGACUGGGACAGAUCAACAAACCCAGGUGGCCAUUGAUGUAGGUUUCUUGACAAUGCUGCUCCAUCUCCUGCAUCACUAGAGACCCUCUGCCCAGAAGGAGGCUGUUUGGGAACUAGGAUCUUAUGAACAGAUAUAGAAGCUUAUUACUUGUGGGCUGCUUCUAUCCUUAGUGGCCCUGCUAAGAAAUGGAAGAAAAUUCAAAGUCAAGAAAGAGGUUAUUUGGACAGUGACUAACUUCACAAGUCAGGGAACACUGCACCAGAUGCUUGAAAUCAUCAAGGCUGGAAUCCUGAAACCUCUGCUCCAUCUGCUCACUGUCAAAGACCGCAAAACUCUCCUUCUCAUCCUUGACAUUAUUACCCAUUUCUUCCAAAUUGCAGAGAAACUAGGGGAGAAGAAAAAACUGUGCUCUCUAAUAAAGGAACUUAGUGAACUAGAUAAAAUCAAGGCAUUACAAUUUUACAAUAAUAACUUGAUCUUUCAAGCUUCCUUGUCCUUAUUUGAGAAUUACUUUUCUGCGGUGUUUAUUUGUAUCCUUAAUGCCUAG